AUGGCGGCCAUGAACACGAUGAGCAGUGCGCUGCACAGCCUCAUGAAACCGGACCCUCCGACGCUGAAACUCCCCGGCGCCGCCAAGGCCCAGCAAAACCUGCCAGCUUAUGUAUUGAAGGACUUAUCCACCAUAAGCCCGAAAGCCCCAAGGUGUAACCCACCAGCCGCAGCAAGCCCAGAGACUGCCAGUAUCCUUCUGAAAAAACACCCGAAACAGCUGAGGAGGCCACAUCACCAUCAGAGCGAAGCCUGUCUUGUCUGCGGCUCCGGAUUUCUUCCUCCGCUCCGCUUUGCGAUGUUUCAUGAUUGCGCUUCGGAUUGGGAGUCAGGACUUUGGAAAAGGCCUCUGGCCUUUAGCCGAUUUGGAACUGCAUGUGAUACUGGCCCUGCCCAUGGCACUCCGACAGGAGAACAACAAAAGAAGUGCCAGCUGCCUGGCCAGAAAAAAAGCUAUGGUCUUGGAGAGAUGUCUGGGAACUGA
Molecule: messenger RNA, 483 nt
Organism: Symbiodinium natans
Lineage: Eukaryota; Dinophyceae; Suessiales; Symbiodiniaceae
Source: the annotation of a GenBank genome assembly